Molecule: messenger RNA, 888 nt
Organism: Nannochloropsis gaditana CCMP526
Exons: 1
Molecular function (GO): D-aminoacyl-tRNA deacylase activity
Source: RefSeq, a predicted model, not a curated record
CCCUGGUACCAUCCUCUCUUUCCUCCCAACGAAUUCCGUCCUUCUGCCUUCGAGAAGCAAGUCACCAAGGGAUAUUACGGCGCCGGUGCACCCCCGUGCUCCGCACACGGAUGCGCCUGUCCGUAACUACACCGUCCAUGGCCGCUCAGCCUCAUUCAACUACAACCCGGCCGGCCUUCCCAGCAGCGACCGCAUUGCAUCGCGCUUCUGGUACCAUCCUGCUCCUCGCCACGACUGAGGACAAGGCCUCCGUGAACAUGCUCCAAGCUCUCCUUGCCAGAGGAGGCUGGGAAGAGACCACACCCGUGGACGCAUCUUCCCGCGUGUGGCACCGUCCGGACGGGCCCCAAAAUGUCUUUAUGUGGCAAAUAACGCAAGGUUUCUUGCGGGCGGACUGGCUGGAUAAGGCUUGGCUCACCGCCCACCCCUCACAGCGGAUCCAAGAAAUGAUAUUUCUGAGCCGGCACGCCGCCGCCAGUGGACGGCCCUCGCUCACUAUCCAUCCCAUAGGAAAUCCUGGCCAGCCCUUUGCGCCACAGGAAGGAGCUCGGGGAGCGCAUGGCGGCAUCCCUGGACGGUGUGUCCCUCCUUCUCCACGCAUGGCCCCGCUUUUUAGACAGUUGCAUAGGGCCGUUCAAGACGCAGGACUGGCGGGAACUUUUGAAGUGACGUUGGAGGCCACCCAUCACGGGCCAUGGCAUAUGCAUCCAACAAUGUUUGUGGAAAUUGGUUCUAAGGAGGAAGAUUGGGGCCGGGAGGAUGCUGCACAUGUGUGGGCGGAUGUUCUCGAUAAGAAUUUGGGCUUGAGUGCGACUGAAGCGAAUGGAGUGAGAAUCCCUGCUGUGGAGGAGUCCAAGCUAGUGAUAGUCGGCGCGGGGGGGGGGCAUU